Messenger RNA from Silurus meridionalis, 5985 nucleotides. RefSeq names its product immune-associated nucleotide-binding protein 8-like. The coding region runs from base 3156 to 4823 and encodes 555 amino acids. Lineage: Eukaryota; Metazoa; Chordata; Actinopteri; Siluriformes; Siluridae. The record is from RefSeq and is a predicted model, not a curated record. Gene Ontology annotation, molecular function: GTP binding. The transcript has 6 exons.
ACUUCAGUUGGAGACAUCUAAAAAAUAAUGGCUUAAAUGAAGCAUAUUUAUAGGUCACAGUAAACUCCCGAAUCAGAACAUUCUUUUUUGAUGUAUUAACAUGAGGUCUACCAGCUAGUGUUGUAAGAUAAUUCAGAAGUCUACCUCUCUUAUAUUAAUGUAGUGUUCGAUCUUUUCUCUGAAGAUGGAUGGCAAGAGGAUAAGAACAGAGCUUAAUUCAAUUCCUAGAAUGUAAAAAAAAUCCACCUCACAAACACAAACAUAUUUACAGAUAUACUGUGAGGUUCACUAGCAAGAUUACCGGUCUACAUGGUAGAUCUUCUGCCAGGGCAUCCUGUCUUGUUUCAGUGUACUGUUUUGUUAAGGGAGAUUUUGCCUUGAGAACUUUAAGCACAUUUGGCAGAACAUCACUAGGUUACGUAUGUAACCCUAGUUCCCUGAGGGAAUGAGACGCUGCGUUGAAAUGCUUUGGGAAUGCCUCGCAUUGUCCACACUCUGAAUCACAUGUACAGUCCGGCCAAUAGGCAAGUCGUGACGUCAUCAGUGGGCGACAUCAAGUAAACCAGGAAGGUACAAAAUGGGUGAGCGAUGGUAGCGACAUUAGCUUCUGAAAAAAGAGAAGGUAAGCACUGCAGGGAUGCAGGGAAUAUGGGCUGUUGAUGCAGCAUCUUAUUCCCUCAGGGAACUAGGGUUACAUACGUAACCUAGUGACGUUCCCAUUCAGGAACUAGAGAUGCGUGAAAACGCUUUGGGAACGAGUGUCCAAUCACGCCAUACUGACCAGUCCCUGCCUAGUGUGUCUGAGCACAACCACCAUGCAGGACAGAGAAGCCGGGAGUGGCUCUGAUGUCAAGGUAAUAGAACCUAAAAAGGUCAAAGGGGUGGACCAGCCUGCAGCAUUGCAAUUGUUCUGGAGAGGAAUUCCAGCGACCAGGCCAUAGAAGCCACCAUAACACCGGUGGAAUGAGCCUUGACUUCGAAGGGAGUGGAAAGAUCAAAGGACUGUCUUAACAAACAAAUACCUAAGGGCCACCUCGGCCAAGGGCUCAAAGGGGGGCUCAGAUAGAGCCGCCAGCACAAUGGCCAAGUCCCACACAGGCACUCUGGUUCGUAUCCUGGGCCUCAGCUUUCAGGUGCUGCGUAGGAAAGGUGUCAUGAGGCACUGUUUCCCCAGCGACUGUCCUGCAGGCGGGGUACAAAAAGCCCUGAUAGCAGACGCAUAAACCUUCAGGGUUGACGGAGACAAUCUUGUAGCAAACUGUUCCUGCAAAAACUCCAGAACAGAACCAACAGGGCAGUUGACUGGGUCCAACUGGUGGUGCUCGCACCACGUGGUGAACAGAUGCCAUUUAGCGGCAUACAACCUCCUUGUGGAGGGAGCUCUGGAAUGGGGGAUGGUCUCCACUACCUCAGUAGAGAGACCAGCUGCUAGGAACUGUGCCCCCUUAGGGGCCAUAGCCACAGCUUCCAUAACUUACGUAACGCAACCACAAGGAGCUCCAAGGAUGGGGUCUUGAGACAGAAAAGUAGGUUCGUCCAUAUUUCAAAGACUCGAAGGGCUUGCCACGAGACCUUGAUAAUACGGAGUGAAUUGCCCUUCCGGGAGAACCCUCUGCCUCUGAGCCACCACUGGACGAGUCUCAAAUGGAGGAGUCCAAGUGGGAUCACGUUGGAUGCUGCCGCCAUGAGACCAAGCAGCCUCUACAACUGCUUCACAGUAAACGACUAGCCUUCUUUUACUCUCUUUACUGCAGUUAGGAUGACUUCGAUCCUGGCAGGAGACAAUUGUACCCGCAACACGGUCGAGCCCCACACUAUGCCCAAGAAGGUGGUUCUUUGCAGAGGAGAAAGCACACUCUUCUUUGCAUUUAGUCUUAACCCCAUUUCCUUCAUAUGGGCAAGAACGACAUCUUGAUGCCGAACCGCCUGAAGCUCUGAUCGAGCUAAUAUCAAUCAAUCGUUGAUAUAAUUUAGAAUGCAGAUGCCCUAAAGCCGUAGCAAGGCUAGAGCCGCAUUCAUGCACUUGGUGAAGGUGUGGGGCGAGAGUGCUAGGUCGAGCUCAUUCGAAAUCAUUAAAAUGGUGUUUUCUAAUUAUGGUAACAGUGGUUAACCUCAAUAUAUUGCAUAAAUAAAUGCAUACGAAAUAAUAAAAUGCAUAAUGGAAUAAUCACAGACAAUAUCUAGUCUUAUUUCACUAUGUUGUCUUAAAAAUCUAUUAUUAUUACAUUUAUAAAAUAGAACUAUUCCUAUAAUAAAAACUGAUAACAUUUUACCAUUGUUGUUGAUCACCUUUGCCAAAAUGGCACACUCAUAAUGUUGUCCUUACCUUGGAUGAGUGCAAGGAUGAUGCUGGGGUUGUGCUGGAGACUGGGCGACUUCAACUGGUACUGGCUCUAAUACAACAAAGGUCUCAUUCUUCUUGUAUUGGCGUAAAAACUGUAGAAAUGAUAGUUGAUUUUUGAAGGAAACAACAAACAGCUACCACUAAUGGUUGCUAGCAGUGUAGUGUACUGAGACUCGCUCUUGAGACUGCACAAGGUUUUUAGCACUGUUUGAGUGUAAGAAACAACACUUAUGGGACAGAUCAUUGUCUUGCCGAUUUAAAAAAUGUUAAUUAAUUUGAACAGUUUUUGAGAUUUCAGAUUAUUGCACUGCUCAGGUCUGCAGGGGCUUCAAAAGUUAAAGUUAACAGUAGCAUAAACCUUGAAAUGUUUUUUUUUCUUCUCUAAAAAUUCUAUUAUUUUUUUGCUCAAAAAUUUGGAUUUUUUUUCUAAAAGAGUUUUUUUUUUUUUUUGGUCCUACUAGAAAAUUUUAAAUUUUAAAACUUGUAAUUUCCACUUCCCCUCUUCUUCCAAUUUUUCUUUUUUUAAAAUCACAUAUUGGGCCUAAUACGCCAUCGUAAUGACCUUUUAAUUUUUAUUUAUUUUUAUUUUAUUUUACGCAGCGGUAAUUAAAUCCCUGGCUCGCGCCGUUAAUGUCCCAAGACACAACAAGUACCAUAAAGUCUUCACAUGCACACUGUAUGCAUGUGGAAAAUCAAUCAGUAACUGCAGCUGAACCAGGAAAUGACAGACAACUGCUGCUUUUUACUUUCUAUUCUACUGUCUAUAUACCUUUAGAUACAUAUUGCGAUUUUCAGUGUUCCUGCCAGGGCAAUGGAGGACCAGAAUUUCAGGGCAAUAGAGGUCCAGAAUUCUGACUCUGACACUGAUUUCAACUCAUCUGUAUCGAAUUCAACAAGAAAAAACCCACCACGUAAAGCAAAGAGACAGGAGAACAACAUUCAAUCAGCAGUAGUGCAAUCUUAUACAGACAUGCAGACAACAGAUGGCAAUGAAUCAGUAGGUUUACCACCCAGUUUUACUGGAUCUAAAAGGGAUCAUCACUGGGGGUUCAGACAGAAACCAGGUGAAGGUCAAGAGAAGAAAAACAUCCAUGAGAAGUUAAAGGAAAUGACUGAGAAGAUAAAACAACUUGAGACAUCAUUACAGGAGGCCAAUAAAAAGGAGAAUAACAUGGAAGAGGAGAGAGAACGACUUGAGAAAUUGUUAGAGGAGGCUUAUAAAGAAAAGACUGAACUGGAAGAAGAUAGAGAACGAUUUGAGAGAUGUUUAGAGGAGGUCAAGCACAAGUACAGAAAAUUACAGAAAAACAUUUGGAUAUUCUGUGUGCUGGUUCUGGUUCCACUGUGUAUUGUAUUGCAAUUAGAUUUUAAAGGACAUGAGAUGAAGUAUCUUGAGAUUAGACUGAUGUUGGUGGGGAAAACUGGAGCAGGAAAGAGUGCAUCAGGAAACACCAUCCUCAGUGAAGAAGCCUUCAGAGUUGAGGCAUCUCCUGCAUCUGUGACCGCAAGCUGUAUGAAGAAGAAUAAACUCCUGGAUGGAAGAAACAUCACCAUAAUUGACACUCCUGGUGUCAUGGACACAUGGUUAAUAUCUAACCAAACAGCCCACCAUGCACAUGAAUGUAUCUCCAUGUCUACUCCUGAUCCUCACGUGUUUCUGCUGGUGAUCAGACUGGGAAGAUUCACGGUGGAGGAGAAGAAUGCUGUGAAGUGGAUUCAGGAGAAUUUUGGAGAAGAAGCUCUGAAGUUCACCAUGAUUCUGUUCACUGGUGGAGAUCUGCUGGAAGGGAAAACAGUGGAGAAGUUUAUCAGUAACAGUUAUGAUCUCCAGAACCUUGUAGACACAUGUGAAGGUAGAUAUCAUGUUUUCAACAACUAUGAACAAAGUAACCGGACUCAAGUCACAGAGCUGUUUGAAAAGAUAAAUGCAAUACUACACAUGAACAUGGGUUACUAUUACACAAAAGGGGUUCAUCAGAAGGUCCAGAGAAGCACAAGAGAAGAGGAAGAGAGGAAAAGAGUGAUUUUAGAGGAAGAAAUUAAAAUGGAGGAAGAGAGGAAAAGAGUGAUGUUGCAACAGGAGAUCAAGACAACAGAAGAGAAGAAGAGAGCCAAGAUGGAGAAACUGAUCAGAGAAGAAGAGAAAAUAAAAUCUGAACAUCUGGCAAAUGAGGUGAAAGAGGAGGCACAGAGUGAGUGUAACAUCAGAGAGAGGAAACUCAAACAAGAAGAGGAUUUAAAGAGGAAACAAAUGGAAGAACAGAUGAAAGUGGAGGAGAGGAGGAAGGUGAAUGAGAUGGCAAUGAAACUGAGAGAUGAGCAAUUAGAGAACAAAAAUCUUAAGGCAGAGUUAGAACAUGCAUAUAAUACAUCUUUCUGGUUCAAGGUUUUAACUGGCCUGUUAGUUUUUUUAUUUAUUAUUGUAUUGAUUAAGAAGUCUUCGAAUGGGGUCGCAGUUAUCGCUAAAACAAAACAUUGAAAUGAAACCUAAUUUUUUUUAGAUCUAAUCUAAAUUUAAUUUGUCAAAUAUGAUGUUUAUACGAAUUAUUUGCAUGAUCUACAUUGCAUGUAAAUUUUUUAAAGUACUUUGUUUUAAUUAGAAGAACUCCAGAACUAUGGGCAAAUGAAGUUAUCUUGUUCUUGCAAAGGGGCAGAAUUAGGUAUUAAGAUGAUUGGGUAUAAAUAGUGUAGAUAGGCAGAGUCUCUCAGAAGUAAAAAUGGUAAGAUCUUCACCAAUCUGUGAAAGACCGUGUCUACGAAUCGUGUAACAAUUUCAGAAUGAUGUUCAUCAUCUCAUAAUUUAUAAUACAUAAUAUCAUCAAAAGCUACAAAGUAUCUGGAGAAAUCUCUGUGUUCAAGGAAUAAGGGGCGAAAAUCAAUACUGGAUGGCUGUGAUCUUCAGGUCCUCAUGUGGCAUUGCAUUUAAAACAUUCAUGAUUCUGUAAUGGAAAUCACUCCAUGGGGUUAAUAACACUUCCAGAAAUCAUUGUCUAUGAGCACAGUUUGACAAGUCAUCCAUAAAUGCAGGUUAAAUGUAUAUCAUGCAAGGAAGAAGGAAUUUCUGAACAUGAUCUAGAAACGCUGCCAUCCUCUCUGAACCAACGCUCAUUUAAAAUGUACUGAGGUAAUGUAUGUCCUCCAGACUAAAGAGGAGAGGGACUAUCUGGCUUAUUAUCAACAAACAAUUAAAAAAUCUGCAUGUCUGAUGGAAUCCGUAUUCUAAACAUGCAAGCUGCCCAUUCAAUCAGUAAUAGCUAUCGUAAUAGCAUGACUUUGUAGUAGAAGAGUGCUGAACUGCCUGUCUGCAGUCUAGACCUUUCACUUUUUGAAAACAUUUGACGUCAUGACUCGAAAAUACAACAAAGGAAACCCAGAACUGUUGAUCAGCUAAAAUCCUGUAUCAGACACAUAUGGAUCAACAUUUCUCUCCUAAAACUUCAGCAACUGGUCUCCUCAGUUCCAAGGUGUACAGAAGACGUGAUGCUACACAGUGGUAAAUGUGGCCAUGUCCCAACUUUUGCUAACGUGUUGCAGCCAUAAAAUUGAAAAAGACCUUAUUUCUUUCCUUAAAAUGGUAUAUAUUCUCAUAAAUAUUUUAUAUGGGGUUUUUUUUUGUUGUUUUAUUGUGAAUAAAAACUGGA